Molecule: messenger RNA, 792 nt
Organism: Drosophila ananassae
Lineage: Eukaryota; Metazoa; Arthropoda; Insecta; Diptera; Drosophilidae
Product: vegetative cell wall protein gp1-like
Exons: 1
Coding region: 1-792 (263 amino acids)
Source: RefSeq, a predicted model, not a curated record
AUGUCCGGGCAGCAACCGCCGCCGUACGGGAACGGGCCACGUGGCUGGAAUCCACGGGCCCCCAAUCCUGCCUCUCCGUCGCCCUCGUCCUUCCUGUACCGUCCGCCCUCGCCGUGGACAACGGCGCCCAGUCCGCCACCGAUUAUUUCCGGACCUAGGCCCUACGGUCAUGCGAUGUCGCCGGCGCCGAUUAACCAAGUGAGGGGUCAGCGCGGUAGCACCAACAUCUCGCACCCACGUCCCCAGUGGCCGGGUGGCAAUCAAUCGCCGGCACCCUUCCAACAGCUACCGGCAGCCGGGUAUGGCUAUGGAGGAGCAUCGCCGGCUCCGCGUCCUUUCCGUCCGGCGCCGCUGCAGCACCAGAACUCGUACGGUGCCCAGCCGACCAGCUCGUUCCAGCUGUCCCCAACCCCAUCGCCCAUCGUAUGCCAGACUCCGAGCUCGGACUUCAACUACAGCAAUCGACAGACGCCGCUGUCCCAUCAUCAAUACCAACCAUCACAGCCGGCUCCCCCGCCGCAGUACUACCAGCAGCAGGGAGCACCGGUGAUACCGCCACAACCGAGACAACACGGAGGACAGGGAGCACACGGAGGACUGGCCCAGGACCAGAUCGAUUUCGUGGGCGUGCCAUUGGAGCCUCCGCAACCUAAAUCUUAUGUGAUUUACGAUGACGAAGAGGAGUUUGGCCCGUCAACAGCCGAAAUCAUUGCGAAUCAGUCGCAGGACUAUAUCGACGAGAAACUUGCCGAAUAUCAGAUGACGAUAUUGCAGUUGCAAGGUGAGUUUUAA